Molecule: messenger RNA, 1486 nt
Organism: Scomber japonicus (chub mackerel)
Lineage: Eukaryota; Metazoa; Chordata; Actinopteri; Scombriformes; Scombridae
Gene: svopl
Product: SVOP-like
Exons: 15
Coding region: 8-1486 (492 amino acids)
Biological process (GO): transmembrane transport
Cellular component (GO): membrane
Molecular function (GO): transmembrane transporter activity
Source: RefSeq, a predicted model, not a curated record
CGAGAGCAUGAAGACGGAGCUGGUGAGCGCCAUCUAUCUGCAGGAGGUGGAACUGCAGGAACGACCUGCAGACGCUCAGCAGGACGCCAAGAUCAAUAACAACGAUGAGACGUUCACCGUGGAGGAAGCUGUGGAGACGAUCGGCUUCGGACGAUUUCACAUCCUGCUGUUUGUGAUCAUGGGGAGCGCCAACAUCGUGGAGGCGAUGGAGAUCAUGCUGCUAGCUGUAGUUUCUCCAGAGAUUCGAUGUGAGUGGCGACUCGAUGACUGGCAGGUGGGACUCGUCUCCACGAUCGUGUUUCUGGGCUUCAUGGUCUGCGGGGUCCUGGGAGGAUACCUCGCUGAUAGAUACGGACGCUGGAAGGUUGUGUUUGGAGGCUUCGUGUGGAGUGCGUACUUCUCUCUGCUGACCUCCUUCGCUCCGUCGUACAGUUGGUUCAUCUUCCUGCGCAGCAUGGUGGGCUGCGGAGUGGCGGGAGUCUCACAGGGGUUUGUGUUGAAGACCGAGUUCAUUCCUGCGAAGCAUCGAGCGUUCCUGCUGCCGCUGGCGACUGUGUUCUGGAUGACGGGCUCCAUGCUGAUCAUCGUGCUCGGGAUGCUGGUGGUUCCCACGAUGGGCUGGAGGUGGAUGAUCCGCCUCUCCGUCACCCCGAGCAUCAUCCUCAUCUUCCUCUUCAAGUUCAUUCCUGAGUCGGCUCGUUAUAACGUGUCAGCGGGAAACGUUCAGGCUGCCGUCGACACGCUGAACCGAAUCGCUAAGAUGAACCGAUCGUCUCUUCCUCCGGGUCGACUGAUGGAGCCGCCGGUGACGGAGCGAGGCAGCUGGAGGACUCUGCUCAGCCCCGCGUUCAGGAAGACAUCUUUCCUGCUCUGGUACUCAUGGUUCGUGGCGUCCUUCUCGUACUACGGCUCGGUGCUGAGCAGCUCGGAGCUGCUGGAGAAGAACUUGCUGUGCAUGACGGACCAGAUCAGACGCCCCCAUGAGGCCGGACGCUGCUACUGCAUCCCGUUCGGCCUCAGCGACUACCAGACGCUGCUCAUCAGCUGCCUGGGCGAGGUCGCACUGGUCCCCCUGAACAUCGGCAUGCUGAGCCUGGUUGGACGCAGGAAGAGUCUGAUGCUGCUUCAGCUGCUGUCGGCCAUUUUAUUCCUGAUGAUCAACAUCUGCACCACCAUGUUCGGGUUCACGGUGCUGCUCUUCCUGCUCCGGUCUCUGGUCUCCAUGAACUUUAACGUGGUUUAUAUUUACACGGCGGAGGUGUAUCCCACGGCGGCUCGCUCUCUGGGGAUGGGCUUCUGUACGUCGUUCAGUCGAAUCGGAGGAAUGAUCGCUCCUUUCAUCGCUCAGGUGCUGAUGUCUCAGUCGGUGAUUCUGGCUCUGAGUCCGUUCUCUGUGUCGUGUGUGAUCUGUGCUGCUGGAAGCUUCCUGCUGCCGAUAGAGACCAAGGGACGCGCUCUGCUGGUUACUAACCAUUACUCAUUAUAA